AUGGGAACUCGCAAUUUCACAAACACUCCUCCCUACGCUGAAUUGGAGGGUACCGUAAUGAAAUCGACACCAUCGUCAGUAAAAGCUGAUACGAAACGUGGACCAGCACGAGCCGCAGGGAGCCAAGAAAUCACGUCCGAGCUCGCAUGGCUUUGCAGAGAGGCGAUAAAGGAAGACCUUAAAGAGAGAAGAGCAGAAGUGCUGGGUGAAGCUGCAGAGGCGGGGAAAAGCACCCGCUAUACCUGCCGAGACUUCGCCAGUCGCAAGACGAAGAUGACUGCUCUCCGAAACCCGAAGGGAACAACCAUUGCAUCGAGAAAGGGAAUGGAGACAAUCAUCUACCACUUCUACUCUCAUCUCUUCGACAGCCAUGUCCACUUGCCUUCUCACGAUCUGAGGGAAGAUGGACAUGUCAUUCCAGAGGUUCUCCCGUGCGAAGUACGACGUGCUAUCAUGUUGGUAGGAAAUCUUACGGCAUCCAAUCCCGACGGCGUAAGACCAGAACACCUGAAGGACCUUCCGCCAGUACUCAUCAACACCCUGGCGAGGCUCCUUACACGUUAUCUGUCGGAAUGCAAGGUUCCUAAACAGUGGAAGACCAGCAAGACCGUGUUGUUGUAUAAAAAGGAGAUCCACACGACAUUGGCAACUAUCGGCGAUCUGCUUAUAUUCGGCACUGAAGCCCCUUCUGAGCGGUCUGUGCGUGCGUGGUUCCAGCGCUUCAAAGCCGGAAACAAGAAACUCGAAGAUGAGCCUCGCUCUGGUAUCGUUCGACGAAUCGAUUCGAAUUUAUCAAUAUCGUUCGACGAACUGAAGAAUCUGGCGGAGCAGCAUCCAUAUGAAGUGGUUCCCACAUGCAUUGAGCGACGGCAACCGCCAAAGACACCUGAAAUCCAUGAGGUCUGGUGGGGAGUUCAUGGAAUCUACCGUUUCGAACUGCUGCCGGACAACACGACAGUUACUGUCGAGGUCUACUGCGCUCAAGUGCAAAGACUGGCCGACAAGAUCCGCAAGGAGCACCCGAAACUCGACAACGUUCGCCUGCUGCACGAUAACGCGCGCCCUCGCGUCGCGAAGAAGACUUUCCAGAAAAUUCUGGAGCUCAGAUGA
Molecule: messenger RNA, 1110 nt
Organism: Necator americanus (New World hookworm)
Lineage: Eukaryota; Metazoa; Nematoda; Chromadorea; Rhabditida; Ancylostomatidae
Exons: 4
Coding region: 1-1110 (369 amino acids)
Biological process (GO): mitotic DNA integrity checkpoint signaling; DNA double-strand break processing; double-strand break repair via nonhomologous end joining
Cellular component (GO): nucleus; condensed chromosome; site of double-strand break
Molecular function (GO): histone H3K36 methyltransferase activity; single-stranded DNA endonuclease activity; DNA topoisomerase binding
Source: RefSeq, a predicted model, not a curated record